AUGAGGACCUUUGGUGGAGGAGGAGGGGACAGUUCCUUCAGGGGCAUCCGGACCUUCAGGAGAGCUCUCCUUCAGGGGAGCACAACCUCUGUUCUGGGAGCAGGGAAGUUCCACGCUGACACAGAAUUUGGCAUUCGGGAACACAAAGAGUUAGAUCUCCUUCAUGAACACGGGAAGGGUCGCUGUGAGGGUGACAGCUUCCUCGGCCCCUCUCAUUCUCGUCCACCCAGGCUAAACAUCCUCAGGCCCCUCAACUACCCUCUUGGACACAAAGUCACUCCUGCCCUGGGGCAGCCAGAGCUGGCUGUUUUCCCCCUCCACCUUUUCACUUCAGUGUAUCAUUACCAGUUCAAGAUCCAGUUCAUCAACCAACUUGAGAAACCAGUAGAACCAACGUUUACUAUGACACUCCUGGGAACAAAAGAGGAAAACCAGAAAAUUACCAUCACUCUGGAUCAAGAAAUUACUAGUAAUAAAACCUAUUCCUUCCUUAUCACGUUGGAUUUGGAUAUCGGUGAGCUGGUCAUGAUCAAGUUCAAGUGGGAAAAUGGCGCAGUAUGGACCAAUGUCUGGAACACGGUCCAAACCAUCAUCCCAUGGAGCAGAAGGCCCCUCUACUCGGGUCUUGUUGCAAAGACCAUCAGAGUCAAGGCGGGAGAAACCCAGCAACGAAUGACAUUUUGCUCCGAAAACACGGAUGGCCUACAACUCCAACCAACCCAGGAGAAAACCUUUGUGAGAUGUAACAGAAACUCUAAAAAACUGAAGGGAAACAUCAGAUGAGCUUUAAUGAAGACCCAAUGUGAAAAACAAAUGAUCUUAUUCCUCCUCUGGAAUGGUUACUUUAUCUGGAAACCCAAGUUAUAUAAACAAUGUUGCAUAAAGUUGAAAUAAAGUUUAGAUUUAAAGGAGGUGUACAGUUUCACUAUUCUAAACUGAGCUUUUAAAAACUUUAUUAUGGGGGAACCUGAGUGACCCAGUUGGUUAAUCAUCUGAUUCUUUCGGCUCCGGUCAUGAUCACACGGGUCGUGAGUUCAAGCCCCACAUUGGGCUCUGAACUGAUGGCACGGAGCCUGCUUGGGAUUUUGUCUCCCUCUCUCUCUGCCCCUCCCCCAUACUC
Molecule: messenger RNA, 1120 nt
Organism: Panthera uncia (snow leopard)
Lineage: Eukaryota; Metazoa; Chordata; Mammalia; Carnivora; Felidae
Gene: LIPC
Product: lipase C, hepatic type
Exons: 5
Coding region: 1-783 (260 amino acids)
Biological process (GO): lipid metabolic process
Molecular function (GO): triacylglycerol lipase activity; protein binding
Source: RefSeq, a predicted model, not a curated record